Lytechinus variegatus (green sea urchin) is the source of this 759-nucleotide messenger RNA. RefSeq names its product ankyrin repeat domain-containing protein 50-like. The record is from RefSeq and is a predicted model, not a curated record. Lineage: Eukaryota; Metazoa; Echinodermata; Echinoidea; Temnopleuroida; Toxopneustidae. Gene Ontology annotation, molecular function: protein binding. The coding region runs from base 1 to 759 and encodes 252 amino acids. The transcript has a single exon.
AUGAGUGCUCUCCACGCUGCUGCCCGUACCGGUAACAUUGAUAUCGUGAAGUAUCUUAUUCAGCACGGCUCUAAUGUAAACAAGACACACAAAAAUGGGUUGACACCACUGAUUGCUUCAAUCAUUGAAGGUCAUUUGGAAGUUGUUGAAUUUCUCAUGGCAAAAGGAGCUAAAUGUGUCAGUACUGAAAGCAUUUCACCACUUUACAUCGCUGCUCAAUACAACCAUGUAGAAGUAGUAAAAUUCCUCGUGUCCAAGGGGUAUAAUGUGAACGAAAGGACGGAAAGUGGCAAAUCCCCGCUUCAUGCAGCAUGUUAUAAUGGUAACAUUGAUAUGGUAGACUUCUUACUUCUCAACAUUGCUGAUGUGAAUAUACAAGAUCAAGAUGGGUGGACCCCUCUUCAAGCCGCUGCACAAAAAGGCCAUCUACAAGUAGUCAAGUAUCUUUCAGUGCGUGGUGCAAACAUGAAGGAUAUGGAUGGUAUAACUUCGAAUAAGGCGUCGCCAAACAAAGAUCACUCUACUCGUCGAAUAAAGGGAAGAUGCUGUACUGGUGUGUUUGCUCAAAUUGCGACACGAGAUCAACAAUACAAAAUCCAUCAGAAUGCAAUCACUGCAGAAGAUGCGACAGCAUCCUCAACGGACCCACAGGUGCAGUCAUGUACAACACAUACAGAACAAUCCGAGCUCCAGGUGCACAAUAUUCAUGACGAGAAUGAAUUCAUUCAUGCUGAAAUUGAAGAAGAAAGUUGGGAUUGA